Messenger RNA from Papaver somniferum (opium poppy), 3096 nucleotides. RefSeq lists its product as uncharacterized. The transcript has 2 exons. Lineage: Eukaryota; Viridiplantae; Streptophyta; Magnoliopsida; Ranunculales; Papaveraceae. The coding region runs from base 1495 to 2559 and encodes 354 amino acids. The record is from RefSeq and is a predicted model, not a curated record.
UUCUCUCACUCUCUAGAGAAAUUUGUUGAAACCCUUUGUUAUAUUCUGAGGAGGAGUUCCACCACCGAAAAUAAGCUCGAAUGAGGAAUUAAUAUUCAGUAACAUAUAGUUCGUAGAUGUAGCGCUUUCUGCCGAAUUAAUAUUCACAGUUUAGAUUCAGGUAAAUUAGCAAUGAUGAAGCCUCUACCAAUGGUACAAGAACAGACACCACCAAGGUCCUGUGAUUUUCUUAAGUUUUGGACUGCUUGUCCUUCUUGUAAACUAAGGCAUCUGUAUCCUUUACACAUUAUGGGCAUACCAAUUAAGUGUACUAGAGAAAGUUGUAAGGCAGAUUUUUUUACUUAUGGUGACAUUGCUCAGGAAACACAGUCAGAAAAAUACGCGGUUUCACCAAAGAAAGAGGACCAGAGUCACAGUCGUCAAAAUGUUGCUCUAGCAAGUAAUGCGAAGAUCUUGUCCUCUUGUAAGGGAGAAGUUGAGACAGGAGUGACUGUUGAGGUUGGUGGAAAUUUCAAAGGGGGAGAAGGUGUGAGUAAGUGCACGGAAAGUAUAAAAGGAAGAAAAAGGUUCCGAGAACUUGAACAAGAAGGAAGCUCCAGUGAUGUUGAAGAAAUUCUACCAACAGAAUUGGCAAAUUCUAUGGGACGUAAGAAAAAAGGAAAGCAAGUUGUUGAUGCUGCUGAUGGACUUGAAGGUGCCAAGGGGACUGAUUCGAGAUGUUGUCUUAAAAGCAAGCUUGAGCAAGAUAUGAAAGGUAUAAAAGAAAGAAAAUGCUUUCGAGAACUUGAACAAGAAGGAAGCUCCAGUGAUGUCGAAGAAAUUUUACCCACGGAAUUUGCAAAAUCUAAGGAAUGUAAGAAGAAAGGAAAGCAAGUUGUUUCAGCUGAUGAUGGACUAGAAGGUGCUAAUGGGAUUGAUUCGAGAUGUUGUCUUGAUAGCAAGCUUUAUCAGGACAUCACUGAGGUUGCUGAAACAGAUUUCUAUGACUUCGACAGGAGUAAGAGAGAAGAGUGUUUUGCAGCUGAUCAGAUGUGGGCUCUAUACGAUGAAGCUGAUUCCAUGCCUUAGAUACUAUGCUUGGAUCAAUAAGGUUUACUCACCUGGUUUCAAGGUACAAUUCACCUGGUUAAAUUACUCCACCUUUAAUGGCCAAGAUGGGAUUCGGUGGAAUGGGAAUGGACUGCCAGUUGCUUGUGUAAAUUUCGUAUACGGUGAGACUGUAGACACUACGGCUAUUGAUAUAUUCUCUCACAGGAUUGAGUGGGCAAAACGUACCAAGAAGGCUCUUACAAUAUAUAUCCUAGAAAAGGUGAAACUUGGGCUCUUUUCAAGGAUUGGAAUGUUAAAUGGGAUUCUGAUCCAGCCAACCAUAGGAAGUACAACUAUGAAUAUGUUGAAGUUCUUUCAGAUUAUCAAAAGAAAUCAGGUGCUAAAGUUGCAUAUUUGUCUAAGAUUGAAGGAUAUGUAAGUCUGUUCAAGACAAGCAACGAUCUAAUGGCUUCUUUCCGCGUACCACCCAAAGAACUUCUCAGAUUUUCACAUAGGGUUCCGUCAUAUAAAAUGAUUGGUAAAGAAGGAGAAGACAUUCCUAAAGUCUCUUUCGAACUUGAUCCUGCUUCCCUUUCUGGUAUCAUCGAACGGACUUCCAAUCCCGGAAAUCUAGAAGCCAGGGUAGAGGCAAAUGUUGCUAAAGUGACUGUUUCUUCUAAAGCUCCAGCAGAGGAGAUACUCCAUAAACAAAAGAAGAGAAACAAGACUGAAGAGAGGAACACUACGGACAGUGAAGGGAAUUCAAAAUGUAGUAACAGGUCUCAAAGGUUAGCAAAUGUUAAUAAGAAGACUCGGACUGUGGAAACCUCUACUUGUCUUUUGGAUAAGAAUAAGAAGACCACUGUUGUCUCGGACAAGCAGAAAAGUUGUGAUGACUCCAUUUUUGUUCGAGAAAGUGUAUUUACAUGUCAUGCUGCUUCUGACAGUAAGGAGAUGGGUCCAGAUGGUAUGAAUACUAGUCCCUCUUCACUUGCUCAUUUGGAGGCAAACACGGUAUUUUAUGACUUUGACAAUGACCGUUCCUGUGACAAGUUCAAGACUGGUCAGAUAUGGGCUCUGUAUUGCGACUUGGAUGACUUGCCCAAGUACUAUGGUAUGAUGAAGAAUGUUCAAUUGUUCCCUGUUUUCAAGCUGGAUAUUCAGUGGCUUAAAUCUUGCAAUCCACCAAAAGGCGUUGUCCCAUUGGCUGACAGGAGUAUGCCCCUAUGUUGUGGAACAUUUAAUGUUACAUGUGAAAAUGAAGUCUAUGAGGAUUUGAGUUAUUUUUCUCAUCAGUUAAGUUGCGUAACAGCUGGAAAUGAUUUGUACAAUAUUUAUCCAAGCAAAGGGGAAGUAUGGGCAUUAUACAAGAACUUCAGCUCUGAGUGGAGAUAUUCUGAUUUGAAGUAUUGUGGGUAUUACAUAGUUGAAGUCAUAAAGGUUAUCGAUGAUUGUUGGUUUUGCAAAAUGUUACUGGUCAUAAAACCGUAUUUCAAGCUAAAAAAGAAGUGGGAGAAUUUCUUUUCAUAAGUAUACCCUGGACCGACUUGUGUAGAUUCUCUCAUCAGAUUCCGUCUUUUAAGUUGGCAGAAGCAAAAUAUGGCAAUCUAUAUGGCUGCUGGGCGCUCGAUCCUAAAUCAAUGCCUGUUUAUGUAUAUUCCAACUGAAGUGUGGGUUGGUGUAGGUUUCGUCCAGGGUUCAGUCCAACACAUGGACUGAAGAAUCAUCCUGAAAGGACACAACCUUUUUUGCAUCUGAAAUCGGUAACUACGGAAAAAACUUAUCUUCUCUACUAAAAGACACUAAUGAGCUUUCAUCGGUGACAUUUAAGGUACCUUCAUUCCAGAAUGGACGGUACUAUGAUCUUGUUUUUUUUGUUUUGUUUUAUUAUCUGUGGAUCUUUGUAGAGUCGUGUCCUCACUGGACAAUCAUUUCAUGAAGCUAUCUAUACUCAUGCUUAUACAUAUGUAGGUUAACACAUUUCGUACUGUCAUAUGUAUGAAGUGCUUUUGUGAUGUAUCUGAACUCACUUCAUCUAAUGUAAACAAAAGGCAAUGAUAUUAGUUA